AUGCCCUCAGUGCUUGGGAUUGGGCUUCUUACCUAUCUCGUCUACUACUCUGUCAAUUACUAUCUCUGCUUUCGUCGCAACUUAGUCAAGGCCAAACAAUCUGGCCUUCCUUAUGUCGUUGUCCCCGUCUACCUGCUCAAUCGAUUUUGGCUAGUGACCCACCGCCUAUGGGCCCCCCUGCUGGCCAAACUGCCUCGCAACUGGACACGAUGGGUCGACAUUUGCAUGCCUGAUUUCCCUUUUCUUAACAGUAUCGAGACCUUUGAACUCAUGGGCCAUGAUACUUUCCUCGCCGUCUCUCCUGGCGGCAUCAUCAUGAACACGGUCGAUCCCUCAGUAAUUUCCCAGAUCACCUCGCGAAGGAAUGACUUCCCCAAGCCCACCCAGAUCUAUCGCUCCCUGGAUCUCUAUGGCAAGAACGUUGUCUCCACCGAAGGUGCUGUCUGGCGCCAGCAUCGAAAAGCCACCAGCCCGCCGUUCACCGAGAAGAACAAUCACCUUGUCUUCUCCGAGACCAUUGAUCAGGCUUCUGACAUGCUUGCUUCCUGGCUAGGCCCUGAUGGUAAGGGUAAUGUCACCAUUGACCGUGUCAUGGAUGAUACCAUGAGACUGAGCUUGUAUGUUAUUAGCCGCGCCGGGUUUGGUAGGAAGCUUCAAUGGCCGUUUGCGGACGCCGAGGCCGAUAUUGAUGUCAACUAUGUCGACCCAUCCAAGAUUCAGAACCAGACAGACGAGAAGGAUCCCGGCCAUUCCAUGAGCUAUACGUAUGCUAUUCACUGCUUACUGGACAAUAUCAUUCUCCAGUUCAUCCUCCCUCGUUGGCUGCUUCAGCGAGUGCCACUCGCGCUAUUCCGAAAGGCGAACGAGGCCUACCAAGAAUGGGGUAAUUACAUGAAAGAAGCUGUGGGGUCCAAGAAGAAGCACCUCAGCCGUCAAGACGGGAAAAACGAGUCUAUGGACAUUCUGGGCCAGCUGGUCAAGGGCCAGCUUCAGUCAGAAACAAGCAAGGAUGUCCAUCUCACAGACUCGGAGAUUUUAGGGAACAUGUUCGUCCUGAUCCUGGCCGGGCAUGAGACCGCUGCCAACUCAAUUCACUUUUCUUUGCUGCACCUGGCAUUGAAUCCGAAGACUCAGCGAGCCGUCCAGCAAGAUCUUGACCGAAUAUUUCAAGGGAAGCCUCCCUCGGAAUGGGACUAUGACCGAGAUCUGCCUGCUUUGUUCGGUGGUAUGGUCGGUGCAGUACUGAAUGAAGAAUUACGCCUGGUGCCUCCAGUUGUCGGUAUCCCCAAAUCGACAAUUGGCGUCAGAGAUCAACAACUUACUGUUGAUGGGAAUAGCUGCACUGUUCCAGGUGGAAUAUACAUCAGUUUGAACGCUUCGGCUGUGCACCGGCAUCCGAAGUACUGGCCAUUUGGCAAACCGACGUUGCCCGGCGGAAAACCCGUACAUCCUGUCGCAAAUAUUGAUAAUGAUCUGGAGGAAUUCCGACCAGAACGUUGGCUCGUGGAUGAUAAUGGAGACGUGCAAACGGCAGCAAACGGCAAGAAGGAAAUGCCAGGCGAGACGGUCACUUCGGAUGGUCUCGGCGUAAAUGAGUCGGCUGAUACUUCGGAAAAGCUGUUUCGACCUCCAAAAGGAGCAUACAUCCCGUUCAGUGAAGGUUAUCGUGCCUGUCUCGGGAGACGCUUCGCGCAGGUGGAAAUCCUGGCUGCUCUAGCUGUUGUCCUACAAAACCAUUCCGUUGAACUCGCUGUCGAUCAGUGGGCUAGUGAUGAGGAGGUCAUCUCAAUGGACGAAGAUACUCGCGCAGAUGUCUGGCAAAAGGCCGCGAGCCGCGCCAGAGAUCUCCUGCUUCACAAUCUCAGUGUGAUUAUCUCAUUGCAGAUGCGGGGAGGCCAUGUCGCCGUGAGAUUUGUGCCACGAGGGACUGAGAGGUUUCCUGAUGAUGCAGACGCAAUUUGGAAGAGGAAUCACCCGGAUUUGCUGCAAGGUGCCAAAAAGAGUCCCGGCUACAUCUUCUGGGACAAGGGAUCGAGAUCGAAGGAGAAAACUCCAACUAAAUUUUACUAG
Molecule: messenger RNA, 2070 nt
Organism: Exophiala aquamarina CBS 119918
Lineage: Eukaryota; Fungi; Ascomycota; Eurotiomycetes; Chaetothyriales; Herpotrichiellaceae
Exons: 1
Coding region: 1-2070 (689 amino acids)
Molecular function (GO): monooxygenase activity; iron ion binding; heme binding
Source: RefSeq, a predicted model, not a curated record